Trichoderma citrinoviride is the source of this 1182-nucleotide messenger RNA. RefSeq names its product GPCR, PTH11-type. Lineage: Eukaryota; Fungi; Ascomycota; Sordariomycetes; Hypocreales; Hypocreaceae. Bases 1 to 1182 code for a protein of 393 amino acids. The transcript is spliced from 4 exons. The record is from RefSeq and is a predicted model, not a curated record.
AUGGCGGCACCAGAGGCUUCGCCGAUAGUUGGGAGCGAGCUCCCUCCCAUCAAUCAUUACGGUGCUGGCAUCGUUGCUCUCUCGGUGGUAAUGCCUAUUAUUGCCACUGGAUGGUUGGCGCUGAGGGUAUGGACUCGACGGAUAAGAGGGAUCUCGCCCUUCCUCGUGGAGGAUAUCUUCUGCUAUAUUGGUCUGUUCCUCUUCUGGGCAAUGGGUAUUAACGGCAUCUUGAUGGUCGUUUACGGUGGUCUCGGAAACCACCUUCGUCAGCUCCAGCCGAUUCAAAUCCUACGGUAUUCUCAGAUUCUCUUCGCCAACCAGGUUCUGUAUGCCACUGCUUUGGGAUUCACCAAAACCAGCCUCGCACUCAUGCUGAAGCGCAUCUUCUUCACUCAGUCGUAUAGCUGGGUCGCUUAUUGCGUAAUCGCGCUCAAUGUCUCCUGGGUGAUUCAGACCAUCUUGACGGGCAUCUUGAUCUGUCAGCCUGUCACCAUGAACUGGGACCCGACCGCGCGGGGCCAUUGCGGUAACCAGACGCUCGCCUUUGCGGCGGUUAGCAUUGUUGAUAUCAUCACCGAUCUGGCAAUCAUGAUUCUGCCUCUUCAAAUGGUAUCAAAGCUCCACAUGAAGAGGACGUAUAAAGUCGCUCUGAUGGGCGUGUUCGGUUUAGGUUUCGUAACCAUCAUCUUCACAGCUGUCCGUCUUUAUCUCGUUUUCAACGUCGACUUCCUGGACAUUACGUUCUCCGCGAUACCUACAACCAUACUCGGCAUAUUGCAACUUGGUGUCGCCAACAUAGUAAUCUCUGCGCCACUGCUUCGUCCAGUGCUGGACAGAACUCUGGGUAAAUGGUUUUCCCUCUCUGUGGUCAAUGGCUCCCGCGGUACGCCUGCGGCUGGCUCUCAUCCCAGCGGUAUCUCAAAACCAGGAAGCUCUGCAAACCUAGGCCUGCAUACCAGUAUCCACGGUCGUCCGAGGGCACCGGGGAGCAAGAACUUCCACCGGAUUACCGAGAGCGAAGAAAACCUGAGAUGGGAAAUGGAUGUGAUGCAUUCUGACAAAGGCAGAACCACAUACGCGGCGUGGCCAGAGGGAAGCCCAGAGAGCGUAAUGGAAAUGGGAACGACGCCACCAGCGGGCAAAAUUUUGAAGAUUCAAUCUACGGAGGUGACACAUGAAUAG